GUGUCUCAUCUUUGGGAUGGGAACGGACCACGACGCUAAUAGGGGCGUACCUGAAAGAUCUAGUUGGAAUAAACCCCUGGAAUUUGUGCUAUCAUGUCUGUGUUAUGCAGUGGGAUUAGGGAACGUCUGGAGAUUCCCAUAUCUUUGUUACAGGAAUGGUGGAGGAGCAUUCCUCUUGGCAUAUCUGAUCAUGCUAGUUCUUAUGGGAAUGCCUAUAUUCCUUCUAGAGCUGGUAGUCGGACAGUACUCUGGAUUGGGUCCUGAUCAAGCAUUUAAAAAUAUGGCGCCUUUAUUCAGUGGUUUAGGGUACUGCAAUAUAGUUGUCAUAACUCUUGUUACAAUUUAUUACAUGGUGAUAAUAGCAUGGACAGUGUUCUACUUUUUCGCUUCUUUUACGUCAGAUCUGGGAUAUGGACACUGCCACAACGAUUUUAAUACAAAGGGUUGUUUCAGCGCUACAGAAGAUGCAAAAUGUGCAAUAACUGAAACUUACUUUAACCGCACCUGUAUGGACGUGAACACACUUUGCCAGCAUUUUAAUUUUACAGGUGCGUUUAAUAGAACGUACUGUAAUGAUGGAAAUGGAAAUGCAGUACACGUAAGUCACGUUGUAAAUCGGACUUUAGCCACUGCCGAAUAUUUUCGAGACUAUGUACUUGGUAUAGGCGACGCCGAUUGGUAUAAUUUCGGUGGCAUUCGUUGGGAACUUGUUGGAUGCUUGUUGCUCUCUUGGAUUAUAGGGUAUCUCUGCGUGAUUAAGGGAGUAAAGACCUCAGGAAAAGCUGUCUAUUUCACAUCACUUUUUCCCUAUGUCAUACUUACAGCUUUAGUUGUACAAGGAUGUAUUUUAGAAGGCGCGAUUGAUGGUAUUCGCCUUUACAUCAUUCCGCAAUGGGAAAUGCUACUUGAAAUCGAUGUAUGGGCCCAAGCAGCAUCGCAAACAUUCUAUUCUUUUGGGAUUAGUUGUGGAUCUCUGAUAACGUUGGCUUCUUAUAACGAUUUUCAUAAUAACUGUAUCACAGAUGUACUCAUAGUAAGUUUUGCCAACGCCUUCACAUCAGUUUAUGCGGGUUUUGCGAUAUUCGGCAUGCUUGGAUAUUUAGCCAAUCAAAUGGAUAUACCUGUAGCAGAAGUCGCGUCAGAUGGUCCUGGCUUAGCAUUUGUCGCAUAUCCAGAAGCUAUUUUAAGACUGCCUGCCCCAACUGUUUGGUCCCUUCUCUUUUUCUUUAUGCUCUUCAUUCUUGGACUCGGCUGCCAAUUUGCUGGAGUUGAAGCCAUAAGCUGUCUAAUUUUGGACAAAUGGCCGCAACUGAGGCAGAAACAGAUAUAUGUGACGCUUGGAAUAUGUGUAAGCUGUUUUGUAUUAGCUAUACCAAUGUGUUUUAGUGGGGGUAUUUAUAUUUUUACCUUAAUGGAAUGGAACACAGCGUCAUGGGCUAUUAUGUUAAUUGGAUUUUGCGAGGCAAUUAUAGUUUCUUGGGUCUACGGCUGUAAUAAAUUUUUGGAUAAUAUGGCUGACAUGAAAAUGAAUCUGUCAAAAUUCUUCAGAUAUUACUGGUGGACGUCUUGGAUGAUCAUAACACCAUUAACGUUAUUGGGUAUAUUUGCCUUUCAAAUGUCAAACUUUUCACGGACAUAUUACGAGGACUAUAGGUUUCCUCUUUGGGCGGAUUCCAUUGGAUGGAUGAUUGGUAUAUCGACAUUGGCACCAUUGCUCAUUUUUGGAAUUUGGACGCUGUGGAAGGGGAAAUAUAGAGGUUGGUCGUUGUUGAAGCCAACACUGAAAUGGAAGCCACAAUCUGGAGUUACUGAUAGUAGAUUGAGUUUAGCAAAAGUUGGAACUUCGAGAGAGUCCAUAACUACGUUAGAGAAAGCACAGGGCUAAUCAUAAUUGUAUUUUUUAUUUAUUUGUAAAUUAUAAAUUUUUAGUUUUAUAAAGAUUAGUUAUUGCGAUACUAACUGAAUCAAUUUUAAAACAUUAGUCCAUUUUUUUUGGUAAAAUAACUAACUUUAGCUAUCGUACACAAAUAACCCAAAAAAUGUAUAGGAUACUCCAUUUAAAGUAAGCUAGACGACAUUUACUUUUAACAUAACCGGAAGUCAAGAAGUGUCAAAUAAUUUUAGAUAGACAAAUUAUAUAUGGUUUGGUAUACCGAAUGGACCAUUUUGAUGCAUGUACUGAGAUCUCGGAAACUAUAGCAGAUUGAAAAAUAUUUAAAUAAAAUAAUUAAUUGUGUUACUAACUUAAUGGAAACUAGCUUCAGCUGUUGGGUUUUCUAGAAAUUUUGAAAAAAGAAACUUAAUUCGUAAAAACAGUUUGCAAAUAAUAUCCCUGUGAACUUAGAUCUUUGUUUCAAUGUUGUGCUUCCGAGAAGUCAUCAGUUCCUUACAAUUUUUCAUUUGUGAAAUUCUCUGCCAAAAGUUACUGUAAUAAUGUUUUCAUAGAUUUAGAAAUACAUA
Messenger RNA from Anoplophora glabripennis (Asian longhorned beetle), 2460 nucleotides. RefSeq names its product sodium- and chloride-dependent glycine transporter 1-like. Gene Ontology annotation, molecular function: glycine transmembrane transporter activity. The record is from RefSeq and is a predicted model, not a curated record. The transcript is spliced from 6 exons. Bases 17 to 1885 code for a protein of 622 amino acids. Gene Ontology annotation, biological process: sodium ion transmembrane transport. Lineage: Eukaryota; Metazoa; Arthropoda; Insecta; Coleoptera; Cerambycidae. Gene Ontology annotation, cellular component: membrane.